Messenger RNA from Plasmopara halstedii, 4746 nucleotides. RefSeq names its product 5-3 exoribonuclease 1. The record is from RefSeq and is a predicted model, not a curated record. Gene Ontology annotation, molecular function: 5'-3' RNA exonuclease activity; RNA binding. Gene Ontology annotation, biological process: nuclear-transcribed mRNA catabolic process. The coding region runs from base 1 to 4746 and encodes 1581 amino acids. The transcript has a single exon. NCBI's taxonomy places the organism in Eukaryota, Oomycota, Peronosporomycetes, Peronosporales, Peronosporaceae. Gene Ontology annotation, cellular component: nucleus.
AUGGGAAUCCCACGCUUUUAUCGGUACAUGUCGGAGCGCUACCCGCUUAUCAAUCAGCCUAUCUCAGACGUGUCUUUAUUACCUGAGUUUGACGCUUUUUAUCUCGAUAUGAAUGGCAUCAUACAUAACUGUACACACUCAGAUUCAGCAGAUGACGCACUCAACUCGCUGACUCUUGAAGCGCAGCUCCACGGUAUCUUUACGUACCUCGACCGUCUCAUCACGCAUAUUAUCAAACCUAAGAAGAUCGUAUACAUUGCUAUUGACGGCGUCGCACCGCGCGCCAAGCUCAACCAGCAACGCUCGCGGCGGUUCCGCGCUGGUCUAGAGCGUCAAGAGGCCAUAGACAAGGAAAAGCACAUGCAAAUCAAACUUCAGGACGAGAAAAACGGCACUGUUAUGAAACCCACUGCCAGCAAAUUUGACUCAAAUUGUAUCACGCCUGGAACAGAGUUUCUGAGUCAGUUAUCGCAUCAUUUAGUUUAUUUUGUCCGACAAAAGAUGAAAAAUGAUCCUUUGUGGGCACGACUUGAGGUCUUCUUCAGUGGCAGUGAAGUGCCUGGAGAGGGAGAGCACAAGAUCGUCGAGUUCAUUCGUCAUCGAAAGAUGACAGUCGACUAUGAAGCUAAUAUGCGUCACUGUAUGUACGGCAGUGACGCGGAUUUGAUGCUUUUGGGGCUUAUGACUCAUGAGCCACAUUUUACCCUCGUGCGAGAGACGGUAGUUUGGGGAAGUUUUCACAAAAAGGUCGCAGUUAAGAAGAUUGAAGAGCAGCAGUGGCAAUUAGUGCACCUAAGUCUGUUUCGAGAGUACUUAAUGCUGGAAAUGAAUGUUCAGCCGCCAUUUGAUGGCGAACGGAUGAUUGAUGACUUUAUUUUGCUGACUUUCUUACUUGGGAAUGACUUUAUCCCUCAUAGUCCGACGCUGGAAAUUAGUGAAGAUGCAAUUCCGUUGUUAUUAAAAGUAUACCGAGACUUGUUGGAACUACAUCAAGGUUGUUAUCUGACGCUCAAUGGAAAAAUUAGAAAUGCCAAGUUAUUGCAAGAACUUUUUCAGAUUAUUGGAAACCAAGAAGAAGAGAUUUUAGUGAAUCGUGCGAUGGAAGAAAAGAGACGCUCAGGACGUCGUGGAGGACGACAACAGUCGAAACAGCACGAGGUGGACGCAGCUGAGAUGCAAAGUGCUAUCAUGGCUCUUCGGGAUGCUGACGAAGAGACUCUACCACCUUUGGUGAAUGAUGAAGACAUUGAUGAUGAGGAAGCUGAGCGUUUGUUGCUUGAGGCACUAGACGGUAAGGACGAUACCAUUUUUUCUCUCGAACUUCAACGCGAAGAUCAGAAUAUUCUUAUGCUUGUUGGUAGUGAAAGUUUUCAAGAUACAAAGUGGAAUUACUACGAACGAAAGUAUAACAUUCAACGAGGCAAUGAUGAUGCAAGCAAUGACGCACUCGAGCAAGUGAGAAAGUCGUACAUAGAGGCCUUGGUGUGGUGUCUUGCUUAUUAUUUUCAAGGACCUCCAUCGUGGGCGUGGUACUAUCCUUACCAUUAUGCACCGAUGGUGUCUGAUCUUACAAAUAUCGAGAAUAUGAUCACCUCAGUAACGUUCGACGAUGAUCCAUUAAUUGCUGGCCCGUUGUUGCCGUUCGAGCAAUUGAUGUCAAAUUUACCGGCUUCGAGCGCUCACCUUGUACCAGAACCGUACCGCUUCUUAAUGGUCUCGCCUUUAUCGCCGAUCAAACACUUCUAUCCUGAGACGUUUGAUAUCGAUAUGGAGGGCAAACGCAACGCUUGGGAAGGUGUUAAUUUGCUGCCUUUCAUUGAUGUUGGACUACUUAAACAAGCCAUCGCUCAGUACUGUCCCGAUUCACGAUUAACAGAAGCCGAGAGACGGCGCAACAAGCUGCAGCUUUUGCCUGUCCGAAUAGUUCGAGAUUUAAAUGCUUUAGACACUUUGAAGUCUCCUUUACCCGGUGUUGCGGACUUACAGUACUGCAAUACUCGUGUGGAAGACUUCAAGCUUCCUCCUAUUCCUGGUGGAGAAUUUCAAAGCAAAUUAAUGGACGGUGUGGUGCUACCGCUUGCUGGCUUUCCAUCACUUAACACCGCGUCCCUCGAGACCACACGCAUCGCUAGCGUUGGACUUAAUUGCUUUGGGAUGAGCUCGCGCAAAUCUAGUCUCAUUCUUCAACUGUCUGCUUCAGGUAGCAUAAAUGACAGCGAUAACACGAAUGCUGAUAAUAUCAAUCCUCGCGAUCUACUAGGCACUUCUGUGCUUGCAAAUUGGCCGAAUCUUCAUGAGGUGCUGGUAGUAGGUAUCAGUACGCUGUCUGGAGAAUACCGUCUCUCAAAGUCUACUCGUCAGCUCAAUAACCAUCCAAAAGAUCGGACAGAAAUCGUCUACACACCGUACGGAUCUGAUGAAAAAAGCGCGUGGGCAUAUUAUGCACAGAUGGAAGCUGUCAAGCUGCUGUCUGGACGAGGUGUCCCUGGUAGUGGAGGAAUUGACCUGGGAAAAACUGGUAUAACCAUCGUCAUGCACGUUCUUCCUCUUCAAGGUAUGGUAUCCAAUUCAAUUUCUGGCGCCAUUGAAAAAAAGUUUGGCGAAACGGAAGCUUUCGUGCCUGCUCAGCUUACGGUUCGUAAUCUUAAGCUGCUUGAUGCUCGGUUCAAGGAAACAGGCACUUUGCCAUUAAUUGAUCGCUUUCCUAUCGAUUCCAAGGCACUAAUCACAUCCGGCAAGUGGCUCGGUUGUACAGCAAUCGUACAGUCCAUCGAUGAACUUCAGCAUGCGGUGACUGUUCAAGUUCAAACGAUCGAUCAGGAGCCGCCGUUUGGCUACGUCAUUGCGCAGAAAGUUACGGAUCAUUAUUAUCCAGGCAAUUUAGUUGCUCAAAAAUUGGGCCUUGUCGCGUCAACAUUAGGCAUUCUAACGGGAAGCGUGUUGGUCAAACCGUUCGGAGUGGACAUUGGGCUAAAUCUUCGCUACCGCAAGGAGUUACUGCUUCCUGGAUAUUGUCGACUUGUGAGUCGUGAUAGUAUUGACUCUGACAUUAAAGACGACACAAACAUUUGGAGAAAAGGUGAUAUUGUAAAGAUUGUUGGAACACGCAGUAUUGAUUCAGAUUUGAGCUCGUCACGAGCUCAAAAUGAUAGCAUUACUACUUGGGAGUAUACUGAGCGUGCAAUCCAACUCAUUGCAUCAUACCAAAAAGAAUUUCCUGAAGUGGUGCGCAACCUGAGCCAGCUUCCUUUUGCUACCUCGUAUCGAGGAAAAGAUGUGUUUGGAAUAAGUGAUUCCAAACAGGUGGCUGUAAUGGCAGAAGCUGUCAAGCAAUGGAUUGAGGAGCAACAUUUGGGUGCAAGUGAACAUUUUAAGCACAUCCCGGUUACUUCUAAGUACAUUGCCCUCAACGCUGUCCGCGCAAUGGAAGCUGCAGGGACGUUGAGGGUGAAAGAGCGCACUAAGUCCUCCGAGGUACAGCGAUGUGCUCCUGUUGUCGAGACAGUCAGGGCCGCAGAUCUGUUCCGUCCCAACCCGCUGGUAAAUCAAGAUCUUACCGGGCAUGAAGUCUCACUGCGAUCUUCAUUAAAUAAGGGCGCACCAAAUUUAGGAGACCGAGUGAUCAACAUCAGCGCACGUGGAGUCCCGUUCGGUCAUCGUGGCACUGUUGUUGCUACGCACGUGAGCAGCAGAUGCGUUGAAGUGCUUUUCGACGAGAGUUUUACAGGCGGUGAACCACUGUAUGGUACCUUAAGUCUCGAUCGUGGUAAGAUUGUGGCGUGGAGCAACCUACUGUGUGUAUCGUUUCCUUCUGCGAGCCACUUCCAUGCCAUGAAGCACAAACCUGCUAGACAAUCACAAACGACUAUCACUGCCACUCAGCAACGCACGACGGGCGACAUUCCAGUUGUCUCCACCAACAACAGUAUUAGACCAAAGAAGCUGGCCAACAAGCCAUUAGCUGUUACUGUUGCGUCUGCUUCACUGGUUCCACCGCCACCGCCUAUCCCCAGCGCUUUGCCAUCUCCGCCGAACCCACACAAUAUCCAAAAGCUGAUUCAAAAGUGGAGUUUUGACGGUGAAGUUGCGACCCAAGAAAGCAUUUUGAUGUCUGCAGAAUCAGCACCUUUGGCUUCUAAGCCAAAGGCUAAGGAAGAGCUGGCUCCGUCUGUUGCAGCUCUGUUUUCAUCCAUUCAAAACGGAACUCCGUCAUCCACGCCCACACCAGUGGGUCCAGUAAUGAACCUGUUUCCCCAUCUAUGUGCGCAAACGACUCCAAUUGCUCCAUCACUGCUCACACCUCCGCUGCCAAAAGGAGCUCCGACACCGCAGUACAUGACCCAACAGUCCUCGAUGUAUCAGCCACCUACGUUUUCUAUGCCUGGUCAACAAGCGCAUCUAAUUCUCAUGCCUGACGGUUCGUAUGUUCCCAUGUAUGCUCCGCUUCCUAGUGCGUACAUACAAUCUCAACCGCCCAUGCCGCGUAGUGACGAUAGGUAUUUGCAAAGUGCAGUACCUUUGUCUAAAUAUGACAAAAAUUUGACUGCCGUCGGUGCAUGGAAACAAAAGCCCUCUAUUCGUGGUGACAAGCAUCGAAAGAACACUUAUGCCGCGACCGCCAGCAACAUCGCUGUGACCAAUGCGAACAAAAAUCAUAAAGAGUGGAAGCCAAAACAAAAGAGCGCUGCAAAGUCACCGCAGCUAUUGCUUCCGGCUCAAGUGAUGCGGCAUCAAAAGCCUCAGUAA